AAUUUGUUUAUUAUAAGUUUUACUAUAUUUGGUAUUUUGACGUAGUUUGUGAUUUUUAUAUAAGGAGAGAAAAAUGAUUGUUGGACAAUGGAUGAAGAUGACCCUGGGAGCAGGUUCUCUGUUAGCUGUGAUUGUCUCUGUUAUCUUUGCAUUAGAAUGGUUCUGUGUGAUCCCAGGUGGUAUUCAGUGCAGUGAGGAGCGUGGUAAGCGAGAAUAUGUAGUCAAGAGUGGGUACAGGGCUUUGAAGUUGACUUAUGUUAAGGGUAGUAGUACUACUUUCACCUUUGAUCUGUGCGAAGUCAUUCAAUGUGGUAACAAAAACGCCUCUUASAGGCAUGUAGACAUAUAUGUUUGUCCAUGUGUGAGUUAUGAUCUCCGUGAUUGUGGAGCAACGUUUGGUAAUUGUGGUUGGAAUCAGGUAACUCUCUAUACAGGGGACUGGACUCCCUAUGACCAAGCCRAUAACUUUAAAGAGGAAAGAUUUAUACAACAUGAUAAGGAAAUCCGUGCCUGGUGGAAAAAAUAUAUGUCAAUCCAGAGGAAUUAUUCCCCAACGCAAAAUCCAAUUUCAUUGUCUAUUAAAUCUGCAACUAUCUUUAGGGGGUUCUACAGAGGUAUUGGACUUGCAAACCCGCGUAACAAAAACUUGAUGUUAACACUAGGGGCAGACGUUUUUGGCAAAGAUCCCUAUGGGUGGAUUCAGAUUACUGUGGUAGAUACCCCGCCAGAGGACCCCUCAACCAACUCAGUAACUGUUCCUCCUUUGCUCCCUGUGCCCGAGAUGAGCCCAGGUGUGAAAUCGGUUGAUUAUUCCAGCCUCACCCCUGUAGAUGUUAUUGCUAUGUCUACCGGUUACAGGGAGAUUAACUUGUGGCUAGAGUGGGUUACUGAGGCUGCACGACAGGCCCUUUUGUCUGAGUGUGUGGCCUGUGCGG
Austrofundulus limnaeus is the source of this 935-nucleotide messenger RNA. RefSeq lists its product as uncharacterized. The record is from RefSeq and is a predicted model, not a curated record. Lineage: Eukaryota; Metazoa; Chordata; Actinopteri; Cyprinodontiformes; Rivulidae.